GUCACAUCGAAGUAGAAGAGAGUAACACCAUGUCAGCUUCAACCGCAGCCAGUAGCGCAGGAGGUGCUUCGACAAGCGAUAAACAGCCCUGGCCCAAUUCGAAAGAUGACUACGAGCUGAGAGAUGUUAUUGGUGUUGGUGCCACAGCUGUUGUCCAUGCGGCCCUUUGCAUACCGCGUAACGAAAAAUGUGCUAUUAAACGUAUCAACCUUGAGAAAUGGAACACCUCCAUGGACGAGCUGUUGAAGGAGAUCCAAGCGAUGUCAUCGUGCAAUCAUGAGAAUGUCGUAACGUAUCACACUUCUUUUGUAGUGAGAGAAGAGUUAUGGCUGGUCUUGAGACUACUCGAAGGUGGCUCCCUUUUGGAUAUUAUAAAGCAUAAAAUGCGCACAACUAAUUGCAAGAAUGGUGUGUUUGACGAGGCCACAAUUGCCACCGUGCUCAAAGAGGUGCUGAAGGGUCUCGAAUAUUUCCAUUCAAAUGGCCAGAUACAUCGCGAUAUAAAGGCCGGUAAUAUUCUCAUUGGCGAUGAUGGCACCAUUCAAAUUGCCGAUUUCGGUGUAAGUGCCUGGUUGGCAACCGGUCGAGAUUUGUCGCGGCAAAAGGUGCGCCAUACGUUCGUGGGUACUCCUUGUUGGAUGGCACCCGAAGUCAUGGAACAAGAUCAUGGGUAUGACUUCAAAGCUGAUAUUUGGUCCUUUGGUAUAACAGCCAUAGAAAUGGCAACGGGCACGGCUCCAUACCACAAGUACCCACCGAUGAAGGUGUUGAUGUUGACCUUGCAGAAUGAUCCUCCAACUUUAGACACAGGUUCUGAGGAGAAAGACCAGUACAAGGCAUAUGGCAAGACAUUCCGCAAGAUGAUUGUGGAAUGUCUGCAGAAGGAGCCGUCUAAGAGGCCCACGGCUGCCGAACUAUUAAAGAAUGCAUUCUUUAAAAAGGCUAAAGAUCGGAAGUAUUUGACACAAACAUUGCUGGCUUCUGGUCCAUCAAUGGAGACUCGCGUACAUAAGGCUGCAAAACGUCAGCCGGGUCAGUCAGGACGUUUGCACCGCACAGUUACCGGUGAAUGGAUGUGGUCGGAUGAGGAAGACGAUGGUAAACGACAUUCGUCUGACUCGGAAUCAGACGAGCGGCCUGUUAAUCGUUUAGAAAGAGCCGAUUCUUCCGAUAGUGAUCGGGAAGAUCAGUCAGAACACACUGAACCCACUGCCUCCGUAUCUGUUCCCCAACAUCAGGCACAUGCCUCGCUAAAUCAACCUGCGCAAACGCAGCCAUCACCUGCCACAAUGUCACCCAAUUCUGUGGCACAAGCCACAGAAGCAAUGGCGCAGAUGCCAGUCCCAUCCGUCGAUGCUAGUGGUGCUGGGGCCGAUGCUCCGCCCGUAAACCUUGUUUUGCGUAUGCGAAACAUUCGUCGUGAACUGCAUGACAUUCGUUUCGAGUUCGCUGUGGGUAAAGACUCCGCAGAAGGCAUUGCUGCUGAAUUGGUCGACGCCGGUCUAGUAGAUCCUCUUGACACACAGCCAAUGGCUAUAAAUUUGCAUCAGUUAAUCGAACAGCGACAUGCCUUGAAAACCGUAACGUUCCAAUUAAAUUCAGGGGUACAACCAGGUGAAGUACCCGAUGAUCGCUCGCUGGUCGGGUAUGCUCAAAUAUCAAUUACAGAUUAAAAAAUUUCUACUCCAGAGGAUGAUCAC
This is a messenger RNA of Musca vetustissima, 1700 nucleotides long. RefSeq names its product serine/threonine-protein kinase OSR1 (gene fray). Lineage: Eukaryota; Metazoa; Arthropoda; Insecta; Diptera; Muscidae. Gene Ontology annotation, molecular function: protein serine/threonine kinase activator activity; protein serine/threonine kinase activity; ATP binding. The record is from RefSeq and is a predicted model, not a curated record. Gene Ontology annotation, biological process: protein phosphorylation. The transcript has 2 exons. The coding region runs from base 30 to 1673 and encodes 547 amino acids.